AUGUGGCAGUUAUUUAUAUUGGCCAUUGCUCCAUGUUUUUCGUAUCCUCCAUUUCAUAAUUCAAUAUCACAGUGUAAACCGAGUAGUGAUCCAAAUUCUGAUUGCAUUGGAGCAUAUUUCGUUAACAGUGAUGGAAAAACACAGUCUUGUGUCAAGCAUAAGGACUGUUACAAUUAUCGAGAACCAAUACUUUGGUGUCGGCCUGAUCCGGGACAGAAAUGGAUGAAAGAUGGUUGUCAUUGUGAUCUGAAACUUCAAUCAUGCAUAAUUAAUCGUCAAUCAUACGGUCGUAUGGAAUACACACAUUGUCGUUCAGCUCUAGAUUGGUAUUGUCCUUAA
Messenger RNA from Acanthocheilonema viteae, 339 nucleotides. The record is from the annotation of a GenBank genome assembly. Lineage: Eukaryota; Metazoa; Nematoda; Chromadorea; Rhabditida; Onchocercidae.